CUUCAUCAUCAUUAAAGUGCUUGCUCUGAACAAUCAUUCAGCUGCUUCAUACUUUCUACAAACCUAUCAGUCUUAAAGUGUUUUCGCAAAAUGGGAGCUAUUUCUAUACUUGUACUUGUCCUGGCGUGUGCUGCAAGUAGUUAUGCUCUCCCUGGAGGGGCCCCAACCUCUACUUGUGUGAACCUCACUCCCGGGCAUCCAGCGGGGGCUCAAUCGAACCCGGGCCCCUAUGAGAUUGAUAUCUCUGCCUUCAUGAACUCGUACGGAGGCAUGCCUAUGGCCUACCUACCUGGAGCAUACUACACAAUCACCCUCCGAGCUAGAACUACCAGUGCUAACACCACCUUCCGUGGCUUCCUCAUUCAAGCUAGGGACAUGGAUGGCAACCCUGUCGGAGCUUUUCUCGAUCCCUCCGCUGAUCAACCCAACAGUCGUCUGAGCAGCUGCGAGCCACCUGAGAUCGCUGUCACACACGUUCAACCUGGUAAUACAACAUUGAGGGUUGAUCUGGCGUAUGUGACCUUCACCUGGCGUGCUCCCACUACUAUUAUGACGGGACCAAUCAGAUUCUGGUUUACGACGGUGCAGCGGUUCGCUACAUACUGGGUCGCUGAAACCACUGAUCUGAUUUCAGAGAUCCCACUGACGUGCCCUGGAGCUAGUACGGGUGGAGCUGGCUCCGUUACAAGUCUGGGAGUGUGGGCUCUUCUCAGCACUGCUAUCCUGACAGCUCUGAAAGUGUCUUUUUAAUUGAACAGUUUUACAAUCAACUAUGUGUGCAAGUGCUAUUGUGUGUACAUGCAGUAUUGACUGUGCUUUGGAAAUUUCAAUGUGUUUGCACAUGACAAUGAAA
Messenger RNA from Halichondria panicea, 853 nucleotides. RefSeq names its product putative defense protein 3. NCBI's taxonomy places the organism in Eukaryota, Metazoa, Porifera, Demospongiae, Suberitida, Halichondriidae. The coding region runs from base 91 to 750 and encodes 219 amino acids. The record is from RefSeq and is a predicted model, not a curated record. Gene Ontology annotation, cellular component: membrane. The transcript is spliced from 5 exons.